AGUCAAGAUAACUCAUCACCAUCAUGGACCUCCCCACCACCACCGCCUCAACUGCGGUCCUCAGCACCCCCGAGCUCCUCGAGACCAUCCUGCACCAACUUCCUCCACCAUCUCUCCUCUACGCCCAACUCACUAAUCGCCUCUUCCACACUCUUAUCUCCGCGUCCCCCCUUCUGCAAUCAGACCUCUUCUUCCGCAUACCCCCACCAUCCUCAAUAUCAAAUUCCCUUCCCAACACUACUUCUCCAGCAUUGACACUCAACCCCCUCCUCACCACCGCAUUUCCCGGCUGGCUCACGCCCCUACCACCUGACCUCCUGAAUGCUCAGGAAGCGAAACGGCCUAUUGGUCUCUAUGAGAAGAGCUCAGAACAGAUGUUUAUAAUGCUGCCUUGGUUGCAGAGGAGGGAGGCGUUUAAGCGGAAAGGAGCGAGUUGGCGCCGGAUGUUCGUCUCCAGUCCGCCGGUUCGGAAGAUUGAGGUGCGGAAGAUUGAGGUUCGGAGGAGGGGGGAGAGCAUGGAGGUGGCGGUUGUGGACUUGCCGAGGGAAGGCGAGGCGUGUACGUCGGCGGCGUUGGUGAAGAUCGCGAGGCAGAUGAGUCCAGGUAGUGAGGUUAUAAAUGGAAGUGGAGAGCUUGAAGAGCGACACCCUGGAGAAAAUCAUCUCAAGUAUCAUAAGAGGGAACUUGCAUUCCGUUAUAAGGGGAGAAAGGCGGAUCUUCAAGAGGAGGAUUUGCAUGAUGAUGGACUGAGGAUGGGAGUGUUGUACGACUAUGUUGAGGAGGCUGUGUGUUCGGAGUUUAUGGGAAGACCUAAUAGUAUCACGAUUGGCUUCCAUAUGCCGGAGGAUGAACCAGAGGAACAGGACUUUGCAGGCAUUAGGAGCAGGGAAGGCAGUAGUGGAGGCGGUGCACAAAAGGAGGACGGAAGAAGUCAAGAAGCCGUACUCAGGAUCGACAUGUUAUACUCCACCGGGUGCUGUCCAAUGAUAGAUGACCCAAUGCCCGAAUUUCUGAGCGAGGGGUUUGAAAGGGUGGUUGUGGGACCGUGGGUGGAGUAUUGGGAAGAUAGGGGUAUGAGUACCCAGGAUAUCUCAGACGUUCUUUUGUUGGCAAGCUUUAGGCCGCCUGAGGCGGAAUAGCCGAAUUGGGCUGCCGCGUGGAAAGAACGUCUGAGAGAUUUCCGACAGAUUUGUUAGGGGAGCUCAUCACAACUGGGAAAAAUUCGGUUGCAAAUAUCAAGAUAGCUUUGCAACCACUAAUUAGAAUUUGCUAGAAAUCUC
Messenger RNA from Mytilinidion resinicola, 1280 nucleotides. RefSeq lists its product as uncharacterized. The transcript has a single exon. Gene Ontology annotation, molecular function: protein binding. The coding region runs from base 24 to 1139 and encodes 371 amino acids. The record is from RefSeq and is a predicted model, not a curated record. NCBI's taxonomy places the organism in Eukaryota, Fungi, Ascomycota, Dothideomycetes, Mytilinidiales, Mytilinidiaceae.